Hemisphaericaspora subhashii is the source of this 1854-nucleotide messenger RNA. RefSeq lists its product as uncharacterized. Gene Ontology annotation, molecular function: protein binding. Gene Ontology annotation, cellular component: nucleus. Bases 1 to 1854 code for a protein of 617 amino acids. The transcript has a single exon. The record is from RefSeq and is a predicted model, not a curated record. Lineage: Eukaryota; Fungi; Ascomycota; Pichiomycetes; Serinales; Debaryomycetaceae.
AUGUCAAAAUCGGAUUCGCAAAAGGACCCCACACAACAACUUCUAGAGCUUUUAUCCAAUGAAGUUUAUAUCUUCCCCAAUGAUGAGAAUUCAAAUCGACAAUUUCAUGAUGAUAUUGACAAUGAAAACAUAGAAGUAAUCGGAAAGCAACUUAAACCUGGAGAUAGAAGGAUCGUUGCCAAAAGAGAUAUAUCCAACGGAGAUAAGCCAAUGGCAUUUGAAUAUAAAUCAGUCCUCUUUUUUAAUGAGUAUGAGGUCAAUGGCAAAAAUAUUGACUUUAGAGUUCCACAUAGUAUUAAAAAGUAUGAAUCGGUUCUAAAGCCCUUUAUUGACAAAUCAAUGGUAUCAUUACCAGAAGAAGACAAGCUAACAUUAAGAUUCUUAUUUCGCUUUUAUUUAUGUUAUUUAGAGGAUUCAAAAUUCAAGGAAAGGGUUAAUAACCUAUGUACCAUGCAAAGUCACCAACGUGCCAACGGAGAACACGCUCGGGAGCUAACAUCCAUGAAGAAUAUAAUGGUUAACAUUAUUAAGGAAUUUUAUGGUAGGAAUUAUAAUCAGUCCACUCAAAUCCCACUGAAUAAGCGACAAUGGAGAUUUAUAGAGAAUUUGAUAGCGAUUACUAUCAUAAAUUGCAAUAAAUUACACGACCAUACCAACAUGGAAAUUGGUCUUGGGUUAGAUCCAACCUUUUCGUUGAUUAAUCAUAGUUGCCUAUCUAAUUCAGUUUUGACUUAUAAGGAUUCGUCUACUUAUGAAUUGACUUGUACUUUGCCAAUUAGAAAGGGAGAAGAAAUUACUGUUAGCUACGUGGAGACAUGCCUACCUAGGGAACUUAGAAGAAGCCGAAUAUUCACAACCUAUUACUUUCAUUGCAAUUGCCGACUAUGCCAACUAGUAUAUGAUCCAUUCUUCUCUCAUUAUUGUCAGAAAUGUAGAUCAAGGCUUAAAUCAUCGUCAUUGAAAUCCGUUUUAUGGCUUUUUGAAUCACAAGAUGAGUUGAUGGAACCAAUCUGUCCUUGCUGUAAUGCCAAGCUUGAUUUGCAAGUAUACAAAAAGAACUUCAAUACUAGGCUCUUCUUUUUGGCAUUUAUUCUUCUAGGAAAGACGGAUCUCGCUCUUGAUAAUGAAACUUACAUGAAAUAUCUUCUGAACGAACUUCAUACUUUGGUCAAGAAGAAACCUUGGAAUUAUAUCAUUAAAUUGCUUGACGACCUGUAUACUGAAGUAUUAGUUCCUCAAAGUCGCUUGCCUUUUUUUAGUUCCCUCUUAGAGGACGUUAUCCUAGAACAAGUAUUUCCAUUAUUCACUUUCCCGUUUAACAUUGUCUACUGUGUAUUGGAAAAUUCUGCAUCUGUUGAUAUUGGUGAAGAAGGCGACUUCCAGAAAGCAGUUGAACAUUUACGUAUAGAAGCAAGGAAGCUUUUCUUGAUAAAUAUUCCUUCAGACUUAUGCCUGCAGUUAAGAAUCACAGGAUCUGUCUAUCAAGACCUUGUCAAACAGAUUGCCGAGGUUGUUAAAAUGUAUAAUGAGUUGACAAUGGUAUCCAGUACGUCGUUGCACCAAACUGUUGAAUUUAUACAUGUUUUAUGCAGCUGUGGGUUUUUCUUUGGCAAACAACUCAGCAUCCCACAAGAAAGGGAAUGCCUAGAAGACAUGAUGAUACUUUUCCAAUCGACCGCUAGCCGGUGUGAAUCUAAUGAUGCUAAAGGGAAACGGAAUGAAUACUGUUUGAAUACAUUCUUCAAAUUUGCCAACAUUAGGGUUGAAUGGAUGCCCAAUGGCAUCGGAAUUUACAAUGCGAUUGGUGAACUAGUCACAUUAUUCUAUACAUUUGAUUUAGAUGAUAUCCUAUAG